Messenger RNA from Hordeum vulgare subsp. vulgare (domesticated barley), 1038 nucleotides. RefSeq lists its product as uncharacterized. Lineage: Eukaryota; Viridiplantae; Streptophyta; Magnoliopsida; Poales; Poaceae. The record is from RefSeq and is a predicted model, not a curated record. The transcript is spliced from 2 exons. Bases 367 to 813 code for a protein of 148 amino acids.
GAGCCGAAGAGAGCCCUACUCCCUCAUCCACAACAGUGCGCCCUCCCGCUGCCGCCGCUGGUUUGCUUUGCCACUCUUUCCUGCGUGCACACUCCAGAGUCCAGACAACACCGGCUGGCUCUCUCACCUGCUGCUGCCAAUAUCUCAAUGCCCACCAAACCUGAAGAUUCACCGCGCCAUCUCCCAAUGGCACUAGUAGCAUCCACCCCGUCUUGGUGAGUGUAGCCACCGGAGCCGGAGACUUCUCGAAAUAAGCUGAUGUCGCGUGGGACUCGGGCAUCAUGAAACAGAGUUGUAGUGUGUGACCUCCACUUUGGGCACCAACCAGCAAGUCCCCUUAAGUUGUUUUUCUCGCUCUGCCCUGGUAUGGGUAGGCCUAGAGGGAAGGCCAAGAAAUCGGCCGAUGAUGCGAGGGAUGAUGAUGACGGCGGCAGUGGCCGCGAGGGGACCGCUCCGACCGACCACCGGAGGAGCAGCAGUCCUCUGAAGCCUCUCAGGGACGACGGAGCCGACGAAGAAGCGGAUGACUUCGCCAAGGGCGCGGAGGCCGCAGACAGCGAGAAACCGGUCGUGCCAACCGAGGACGCCGACAGCACGGUUGGCGGUAAAGUUACUGACGGAGGCAUGAAGAGGCCGCGGCGGCGGCGGCGGCGGCGGAGGCAUCUGCAGGUGAAGCGAAGCUUUGAGUCUGUUUUGGACGUCGGCAACAACGACGGGGAUGACGUGAGGACGAAAUCGAACGGGUUCCGGCGGGACGGAAGCCGCCGGAAGAACUCCACUCCCCGGCGAGCAGCCGAGGCGGGAGUAGUGUGAGUGUGUGAUCGGUGGGUUUAGGAAGUGGGCAUUGAUAUGAUGUGCUACUGAUGUUGGUCAUUUACUUUUAUUUUACCACUACUAUACUCUACUAGCAGUAUUUAGAAUCUAGAUGCUUCUUGUCUGUAACUGAGCAUGAGUAUUUAGAGAUUAUGAUGAGCAUGUGCCAUCAUGGCUAGUUGUAUGUUAUUCCACUCGUUUUGGAUAACAAGGUGGUUGGGGGCA